UCUACCCGGUUCCCGCCCAAAACAGCCUGCCACACGUCAUUAUCUGCGAAGAACCAGAAGGCAGAUGUAAGAAGUCAGAAACCGUCCGCGAAGAAGUCGAGCAACCCCAUUACAGAACCUCCAAACCCGAAGGAUGACAAAUUAUUAUGAGGUUGAUGAUAUCUUAGCUGAAGAAGAGCUGGUUCCAGCUGUAUUCCAGAAGUCUGCCAAUGGAGUCGGGAUAUUUGAUUGCUGUGAUGAUACAAAUAAGGUGGGAGCCGGUACUGAAGUGGAAAUGCCCUUUUGGCUUGCAUGUGACCUGUAUGUUAAACAAGCAGUGAAGAUCAAAGUUCCGUCAUGUUUUGACACCAAAGAGAGACCAAGAGAUAGACACCGCGAUGAACCAAUAAGAAAAAGGGACAGAACGAAGGAUGAAAUUGGAGCUGAUGCUGCACAUGUGGAUCUGAGAGGUCGAUGCCCAUAUUUUUACGAAUUCGGAUGCAAGAUAGCAAGACUAAUCGGUGACAAGACAAUAGGGCCUUUUCUGUUGGUUGCAUUUCGGACAAGAUAUAAAGAAGUGUUGAUCAAAGCAUACACUGCAGCAUCUACAGUAGCUAUUAAACAAUUACCACUUCUAACACAGGAAGAGAUGAAAUUGUAUGAGGCUGGGCAAUCCUCUAUAAUGGCUUUUAAGAAAUGGCGGAUGGGUGGACCUAGACUGCAGAAAGCUUCUGUGCUUGGGAGAAAGAGGAAACCAACCGAAUGAGUUUUUUCUCUUUUUGUAACCAUAUCUCAGUUAGUUAUUUGCACAAAGUGUACUUAAUUAUCAUCUUAAUAGUCUUACACCUCAUGAUUGAUCUUCACAUUUGGACAGAUAUCUCGAAUGACAAUUCUGAGUAUCUUGUAUCCUAAAAUAUUAUGUGGCCAGUUCUGUAAAUCGUUACAAAAGAGUGAUUGUAAUAAUAUACAUAUGUUUAAC
Molecule: messenger RNA, 958 nt
Organism: Cuscuta epithymum
Lineage: Eukaryota; Viridiplantae; Streptophyta; Magnoliopsida; Solanales; Convolvulaceae
Source: the annotation of a GenBank genome assembly